Molecule: messenger RNA, 811 nt
Organism: Rosa chinensis
Lineage: Eukaryota; Viridiplantae; Streptophyta; Magnoliopsida; Rosales; Rosaceae
Product: elongin-C
Exons: 4
Coding region: 111-407 (98 amino acids)
Biological process (GO): ubiquitin-dependent protein catabolic process
Cellular component (GO): elongin complex
Molecular function (GO): protein-macromolecule adaptor activity
Source: RefSeq, a predicted model, not a curated record
ACAAACACGUCUUUUACGCCAAAAGGCAAAAUCAAAACCGAGUCGCUGAGUUUCGAUUCCCUUCUCUCGCACUCCAUCGAAACUCAAAUCUCCUCCUUGACCCCGCAAACAUGAAGAAAGAAGACACCGUGAAGCUGAUCAGCGCCGAGGGCUUCGAAUUCGUCGUCCACAAAGACGCCGCCAUGGUCUCUCAGACCAUCCGCAACAUGCUCACAUCUCCCGGGGGUUUUGCUGAAACGGAACACGGUGAGGUGACGUUCCCUGAGAUCAGCACCACCAUUCUUGAGAAGAUCUGCAAGUAUUUUUAUUGGAAUCUUCAAUUCGCCAGUGGUAAGCAGACUGAGUUUCACAUUGAACCAGAACUGACCCUGGAGUUGAUGAUGGCAGCCAAUUAUCUUCAUACAUAGUAUAUCAUUUCUCCCUCGUGGGUGAUUGAACCCUAUUUGUAAUUGAUUAUCCAGGAGGAUGUAUGAGGAUAUGGUUGUACUCUGCUUGAAGACCUUAGGAAUUUCUAACUGGUGUCGAGCACCAGUAUUCUCUCCUAGUCUGCAAUGUAGUAUAUGUAUGAUGAGGUUCUUGCACUUGGACUCUUGGAAAACAGUGUGAGAUCCAUUGUAGUAAAAUUCAUUCAGUUGCAACUUAUAAGACUGUGAGAUUCUUCUAUUAACGUUAAUGAUUAGUCUUAAAGAGAAACAUAAUUAGAGUAGAUUUAUGCCCCACUGUAUUCUCAGAACUGAUGCUAGUCAACUGUGCUUGUUGGCAAGGAGACAGUGAAGUUACCCAUAAGUUCUUAAUAUUCUUGCAGAUAUAA